GUGAGCCUCUGCAUCACAGCAAACAGGUUAGAAUUACAUACUGAGUAUCUUGUAAAUAAUAUCAGCUGAAGCUCUCACAUAUGGCGUGGACAGAAGAUAUUUAUCCACACUUUGAGCCGCAUGAUUUUCAGAUAUUUCCUGCUCCUCAGCAGCCCACCACUAUCCUGCAGCAGCUCCCAGCGACCAUGAUGCCUCCUGGCUCUGCUCCUUCCAUUAGGCCCGGUGGUCAUGUCAAGGAGGACCUUGUGGAGCUGAUGAUGAUCCAGAACGCCCAGAUGCACCAGGUCAUCAUGAAUAACAUGACCAUGUCGGCUCUCAGCUCGUUCGGAUACUCCAGCCCUCCGUCGGGCCCUGCGGCUCCCAGAGAUCUGGUUAUAAUUCAAGAGAAUGAGGCUGACCCAGAUGUAUACCACCACUAUUACCAGCCUGCCCCUUACCUGUCCUACCAUACAUCAUGGCUCCAGCCUCAGGCUACACUGGUCUACCAGGACCCCAACAAACCCACCUCUCCUCCUCCACACAGAGACAGGCCUGUUCCCCCACCCAGCAGCACUAGACCUGUAGGAGCCGGUGUCACGCCUGCAGCAGAGAACAACAGGGCUGCUGAAGCUGAAGCAGAGACGAAGAGAGACUGAUUAUUGAUUCACUCACCAAAUGUGGGUACUAGUAAGGGGAAAAAACAAUCUUGAGUUCAUUCAUCUUCAC
Messenger RNA from Sebastes umbrosus (honeycomb rockfish), 705 nucleotides. RefSeq names its product proline-rich protein 29-like. The transcript is spliced from 6 exons. The coding region runs from base 81 to 635 and encodes 184 amino acids. The record is from RefSeq and is a predicted model, not a curated record. Lineage: Eukaryota; Metazoa; Chordata; Actinopteri; Perciformes; Sebastidae.